This is a messenger RNA of Amblyraja radiata (thorny skate), 1767 nucleotides long. Its product is annotated as homeobox protein CDX-1. NCBI's taxonomy places the organism in Eukaryota, Metazoa, Chordata, Chondrichthyes, Rajiformes, Rajidae. Bases 245 to 1012 code for a protein of 255 amino acids. The transcript has 3 exons. Gene Ontology annotation, biological process: cell differentiation; embryo development; animal organ morphogenesis. Gene Ontology annotation, cellular component: nucleus. The record is from RefSeq and is a predicted model, not a curated record. Gene Ontology annotation, molecular function: DNA-binding transcription factor activity, RNA polymerase II-specific; RNA polymerase II transcription regulatory region sequence-specific DNA binding.
GGCGCUCCUGUCUUCUUAUCUUUUUAAAUGCAAAUCUUCGGCUGCACAAAUUAGUUGACGUCACCUGCCUUUCGUUCGCCUUUACUAAUAGAAGCUUGUAAACACUCGUUAAUCAUGUGAGACGCGAGCGAAUCGCCCUGAUCGCCUUUGGAAACGCACUAGCAAACCAGGGAAAAGAAAAUCUUGAAACGACAGUAAUCUGGAUUUCUCCGGAACAGCAUGCCGAUUGCGCCCCGCCGCCAACAUGUACGUGAGCUAUCUACUGGAUAAAGACAUCAGCAUGUACCCAGGCUCCGUCCGGCAUUCUGGCAUUAACUUGGGCACUCAGAACUUCGUCAACACGCCACAAUACACGGAUUAUGCUGGCUAUCAUGUACCCGGCGUAAACCUGGACAAUCACACUCAGUCUUCAGGAUCCUGGCCUUCCCCUUACGGGCCACCCCGGGACGACUGGAGUGCGUACGCGGCGCCCACUAGCACUGUCCACGGCAUCAACACCUCGCCGGGAUCUCUUUCUUACAACCCAGCAGAAUAUAAUUCCGUCCAGAACCCGACAUCUGGCGUGAUACAGCCUCUAAACAAUAAUCUAUUGGAACAGCAUUCCCCCAAUAGCCAAAGGCGCAACCCUUACCAAUGGAUGAGGAAACCAAACCAGCAGCUGUCCGCUACAGAUAAAACAAGAACAAAGGACAAAUACCGAGUGGUUUACACAGAUCACCAGAGGCUGGAGUUGGAGAAAGAGUUUCACUACAGCCGCUACAUCACCAUUCGGCGGAAAGCUGAGCUGGCUGCAAAUCUGGGGCUUUCCGAGAGACAGGUCAAGAUCUGGUUUCAAAACAGAAGGGCCAAGGAGCGAAAGCUGACAAAGAAGAAGCUACAACAGCAAUCUCAGCAGGCGUCGGCUCAGUUGAGCCCGGUUCCACCCGGGCCAGCCGGUUCCCUGUCGGUGGGCAACGGCGGUGUGUUGGGGUCUGCCGGUAGCGCGGUUUUACCGGGCACAGUCUCCCAGUGAAUGCUGUUUCCACACACCCGAAGGGACAGAGGGAAAGCACGAACUGGCGCCUAUAUAAUAAGCAGGAGUACCAGACUCUUCAGUGUCCAAGAGUACAUUCUACAGCACUCCACGAUUCCACAAUGGCAACGCCAGGGGUUUAACAUUAAAAACAUUUUCUGCAAGACUUCGGCAAGUUUGUCCGUGAAACAACACCGAAGCUUUGCCGCCGACCUAAUGACAAUGUGAACGAUUUUUUCUCCCCCUCUGUGUUUCAGGCUUUAUAUCAGUGAAAUAUUUUAAUAUAGUUGUCAAAAGUUAGAUUAUAUCCGAGUCUGUGAAACACGACAAGAUGCAUUUCGACAUUUCAAAUGUGAACUCCCUUUUCUCUCCGAAAUGCACCGGCAUUGUAUUGUACUUAUUGUAAUUGUUUUUCAUUUUUCCGUGUUCAUAAUUUCUACAUUUUCCCCUUUAGAGAUACUUUUAUAAAUCUUUUGGGUUAGUUGCGAGUGGACUAGUUUAUUAUAAUGUAGAGUUUGAAACCUGUGUUCUGAAUCGCACCAUUUGGGCGGCACAGUGGCGCAGCGGUGGAGCCAGAGAUCCAGGUUCGAUCCUGACCUCGGGUGCUUCGCUCUCCUUGUUACCGGGUGGGCUCUCUCCGGAUGCUCCCGUUUCCUCCCGCACUCCAAAGACCCUACCGGGUUGUAGGUUUAUUAACUUCGGUACAUUUGUAAAUCGUCCCUUGUGCUUAGGAUAAUGCUAGAGCACGUGGUGAU